UGAAAGGCAGCCCUGUCAUGUGACUCUGUCAGAGGCUGUUGGAGUGUACGGGUAAAGUAUGGCGCCCGGUGUGGUUUGGUUCAUCACCACCGUUUUUAGUUUAGUUCAUUUAACACCGUUAAUUUUACUCGAAGAGGAAAAUGAAUUCAAACAGUGGAUGUCACAGGGUUUCUGUGGAAGCUGCUGGACCUUCUCUACCACUGGAUGUUUGGAGUCAGUGAAUGCUAUCGCUACUGGCAAGCUAAUACCUCUGUCUGAACAGCAGCUGAUAGACUGUGCCAAAGCCUUCAACAAUCAUGGAUGCUUGGGUGGGCUCCCCAGCCAGGCAUUUGAGUACAUCAGAUACAGCAAAGGUCUUAUGACUGAAGAGGACUAUCCCUACAAAGGCCAUGAUGACUCUUGCCAUUUUGAGCCUGCGCUUGCAGCUGCUUUUGUCCUUGAUGUUGUCAACAUAACAAGUUAUGAUGAAAAGGCCAUGGUUGAUGCUGUGGCCUCGCUCAACCCUGUGUCCUUCGCCUUUGACGUCACGCAUGAAUUUAUGCACUACAAAGAAGGUGUUUAUUCAAGCACCCAGUGUAAGAACACUGCAGACAUGGUGAAUCAUGCGGUCCUGGCUGUGGGUUACGGUGCUGAAGAGAACGGCAUGCCAUAUUGGAUUGUGAAGAACUCUUGGGGCACAGUCUGGGGAAUGGACGGAUAUUUUUUGAUUGAGCGAGGAAAAAACAUGUGUGGACUGGCUGCAUGCUCAUCCUACCCUGUGCCUUUAGUUUGAGGAGCGACAUGGCAACAAAGUGGAGGACUGAUGAAACUCAGGAAAAUAUAACAUAAAUGGAAGUUUUCUGUCACAUUCUCUGAAGUGUUUUUAUGUGGAAGUUUGAUUUCUCAAAAGUAUGUACAGAAUUAUGCUGUGUUGUGAAUAAAUGCCAUGUAUGUAACAAUAUUAUAUAAGAAAAAAGUCUAACAAUGUUAUAUAUAUAAUUUGUCUAGGGCUUAAAACAUGGCAUAAAAAGAAAAUGGUAAUAAGUUGCAUCAUAGUUGGACCUAAUCUGUGUCCUUACUGGGUUUACUGUGUGUGUUGUUGUUUUUUUUGUAUACAGUGUGUUCCAGUUUGUUACAAACAUUAAAUCUUCUCUCUCAA
Micropterus dolomieu (smallmouth bass) is the source of this 1138-nucleotide messenger RNA. Its product is annotated as pro-cathepsin H-like. Gene Ontology annotation, biological process: immune response. The record is from RefSeq and is a predicted model, not a curated record. The transcript has 9 exons. NCBI's taxonomy places the organism in Eukaryota, Metazoa, Chordata, Actinopteri, Centrarchiformes, Centrarchidae. Gene Ontology annotation, molecular function: cysteine-type endopeptidase activity. The coding region runs from base 59 to 772 and encodes 237 amino acids. Gene Ontology annotation, cellular component: lysosome.